Entrophospora sp. SA101 is the source of this 966-nucleotide messenger RNA. The record is from the annotation of a GenBank genome assembly. Lineage: Eukaryota; Fungi; Glomeromycota; Glomeromycetes; Entrophosporales; Entrophosporaceae.
AUGCAACUCCAAAGAUCUUUGACAGCUAUAUAUGUUAAUACUAUUAACACUUUUCUUAAAGUUAGAAAACAUUUACUCGAUUUUCAAAUUACUAAGAGCAAGAAUAAAUUUCAUAGCGAAGAUGUUAGUAAUAAAAACAACUUUACGCAAAAAAUCAACAAGUUACAAAUGCCAGUAAGACCCAACUAUAGUGCACCUAAACUACCAAUUGUAUUAUGUCACGGACUAUUUGGAUUCGAUAAACUUGGUCCCGAUGCAAUUCCAUAUUUACAAAUACAUUAUUGGGGAGGUGUCCAAGAAGCUCUUAAAAAGCUUGGUGCUAAAGUUGUCACUACUAAAGUUCCAAGAACUGGUUGUAUUCGUGCUCGUGCACUAGCUUUACAUCGUAUCUUGGAAUCUACUUUACAUGGAUUCGAAUUGAACUUAUUAGCACAUUCAAUGGGCGGUCUUGAUUGUCGAUAUUUAAUUACACAUUUACCAACAGAUAAUUGUAGUAUACGCUCUCUAACCACAAUAGGGACACCACAUCGUGGUAGUCCUUUUAUGGAUUGGUGUAGAGAUAACAUAGGUUUAGGCAAGCUUUCUAAAUCAUUUGAGUCAGCUGAAAAGGCAGUUGAUGAUUUACUCAAAGAAUUAGAGGAAAGAUGUCAUUUUUGUAUGAAUUCUUUUAAUAAAAACACUCCAAACCAUCCUUCUAUAUUUUAUUAUUCAUAUGGUGCUGCAACUGAAAUUCCAAUAUGGUCACCAUUAUAUUUUCCUUAUCAAAUAAUUAGAGAAAAAGAAGGACAGAAUGAUGGCCUGGUCAGUUUAAAAUCUGCUCAAUGGGGGAGAUACGUACGUACAGUCGAAUGUGAUCAUUGGGAUUUGACUGAUAGUUGGAGAUUAAAGCUUAAUUCAUUAAAUCAGUUUGAUCCUGUAGAACUUUAUGUUGAAGUCGCUACUUUAUUGGCUAAUGAAGGUCAUUAA